AGUUCCAGCACCAGAACACAAAACCAAAACCAUGGCAACACUUCACUUUCCAACAACCCCUUCCUUCACUCUCACCACUCCAAGAAAGCAGGUCAGCCUCCCUGCAAUCCGGCAGAGCAGCCGGUUGCCCCAUACGACCCCAGGCCGUCGCCUAACCUGCAUUCCCCGGGCUUACAAAGUGUUAGUUGAACAUGAGGGUAACACAACUGAGCUAGAGGUUGAACCUGAUGAGAGCAUUCUUUCCAAGGCAUUGGACUCUGGCUUGUCUGUGCCACAUGACUGCAAACUAGGGGUGUGCAUGACCUGCCCAGCAAAGCUUCUCAGCGGAAAAGUGGAUCAGAGCGAAGGAAUGCUUAGUGAUGAUGUUGUGGAGAGCGGGUACGCUUUACUCUGUGCAGCUUAUCCAAGAUCAGAUUGCCAUAUUAGGAUCAUACCUGAAGAAGAGCUGCUCUCACUGCAGCUAGCAACUGCCAAUGACUAAACACUAUCCCAUUUUUGUGCAUUGAGAAGAUAAUGUAACACAUUUAUAUGUAUUGACGAAGGCUUUGAAUCAAAAACAUGUGUUGCUUACUGCUA
Messenger RNA from Ipomoea triloba (trilobed morning glory), 576 nucleotides. Its product is annotated as ferredoxin C 1, chloroplastic. Lineage: Eukaryota; Viridiplantae; Streptophyta; Magnoliopsida; Solanales; Convolvulaceae. Gene Ontology annotation, biological process: electron transport chain. The coding region runs from base 32 to 481 and encodes 149 amino acids. The transcript has a single exon. Gene Ontology annotation, molecular function: 2 iron, 2 sulfur cluster binding; electron transfer activity. The record is from RefSeq and is a predicted model, not a curated record.